AUGAAAUCUCCGACAGAGUCAGAAAUUGUGGAUCAAUUACGUAAAACGGAAGAUUUGGUAGAAACUGAAACAAAAUCGUUCGAAGAUAUUAUACCUGAUGAAAGGAAUUUCGAGGAAUACGGUGCCAUGAUAUCUAAAACACCAACUACAGAGGAAAGACAUGUAACUGAUAUGAAAUCUCCGACAGAGUCAGAAAUUGUGGAUCAAUUACGUAAAACGGAAGAUUUGGUAGGAACUGAAGGCGGACCUUUCGAUGAUAAUAUAUCAGACAGAGAGAUUCUGGGAGAGCGCGGUGCAAUGAUAUGUAAUGAAGGAACCACAAAAGGACAUACUGAAAUGGAGAGGUGGAGAGACCUGCAGAAAACCCAUUUAUGCAGAAUGGGAGAUUUGGAAGAAGCUGAAGGAGAACCGUUCGAAGAUAUUAUGCAGGGUGAAAAGAUUCUUGAGGACUACGCUAUCUCAGGGUAUGAAUUUGCAUCGAUUAAAGAAAAACCUGUUUCACCUUGGAAUGCUAGGUGUGAAGCUGAUAAACCCAUGAAGCAAUAUGGAAACAUGUACGUGACAGACUCAGAAAGUGAACAUCUCCAAUCAAAAGUGGUGAAGUCUGCGAGGAAUGCAACAGAAGUAGCAAUACCUAUUGUUCUUGCUAAAUUCCGAAUGUCAGAGGUCCGUGGUGUCGAUGGAGAUGAGAAAGAUAUGCAGAUGAUUAGCGAAACAGCUUCUUCUGAGACUAGACGGGUCGUUCUAGAGCGGAUGCAGUCUCAGGUUAAUGAUGUGAGUGAAGAGAGAAGUCCCGUGGAAAGCAAUGACAGGGUAGCAAAAGGAGAUGUUUGUACAAAAGAACAAGUUACACUUCCUGCUAAAGCACCAGCAACAGAGUGUUUGAAACAGGAAUGUGCUGAUCAUACACUUGUACCAGCUGUGGAAAGAGAAAAUAGGCUUGUUGAGAUAUACAAAACAACAGUGUCUGAACAUGAAAUUUUGCAACCGCUGGAAAACGUACAACAUCAACCUUUUAUGAAGAAAGAUCUUGAGGAAACAGAAACGAAACAAUUUGAGAGUGUGGUCUCGGAGUGUCAUUUUUCCCAGAGCUACGAUUUCUCAGUAGCCAAAGAAAUAAUUAUAGGAGAAUGUAAAAAGCCCUUAAGGAAUGAAAGCGGAUAUCCUGAUACUUCGGUAGAGAUGUUUAGAAAAAAUCUGGAGGGAACCGGAACCCGAAAAUCCGAAGAUAUUUUACAGCAGGAAUGCGGUGCUUCACUACUUAAAGAAUUAGUAAAGGAGGAAAAACUUACAGUAAUUCAUGGAAAAGAACAAAAAUAUGCGGUACCGCAAGCAGGAGAAAAGAAGCAUUUACCCUUUAAUGAAAGAGAAUCUGAAGAAAGUGCUUGUACUUUACAAAAAGAUAUUGAGAAUCAGCAAUCGGAGAUGGAACACUCUGAAGGAUUUAAAGUAAAACUAUUCAAGGAAGAAAUCUCAAAGAAUAUGAAAUCUGAAGGAAUAAAAUUUGGAAGAGUGGUAUCUCAGAAAUUUGUAGAAGAGAUGAAGGGUGAUAAAUGGGAUAGCGUUGGAUUUGCUAAGGAACUUGUUAAAGGACAGAUUGUAGGAGAAACCCCAGAUGUUAUUGGUUCUUGGAACUAUAAGGAAACUGGAUUUUCCAGAGAAAUUUCUAGUGAUAUAGCUGAAGUGAAAGGAAGUGCUAGAGAUGAGGAAGCAUUUUUGCUAAAAAUACAAUCUGAAAUAGAAGAUAGACAACGAACUACUGAAUUUGCAGUAACGAAAAACAAGGAAGAAUGUAUAGACACGGGACCAUUUCAAAGUGACAUGCUGUUUUCAAGUGAUGUUUCGUUUGCAGAUUUGGUAUUUGCUGAUCCGCUACAUGGAACAGAUGAUACAACUGGAACUGAGAUGGAGCAAUUGAAGACAGAAAGCAGAGAUUUACAAAAAAUGGGUAAGUUAAUAUCUAACUUGACAACAGAACAACUACCGAUGAAAGAAAAGGAAACUGUGAGAUUGAGCAAAGAAGAAAUCACACCGCAACAAAUGCAGGAAUCUCUAAUAAAAAUACAGGGAGAUGUGGAAAAUUUGGUGAUGUAUCAAUCAGAACAAAGCAUCAUUUGCAAAGGAUUGAGACCAGUUGCAGGAACUGAAAAGAUUAAAGAAGAGAGUCAAUCCAAGUUUUAUUCAAUAACUGCUGCAUUCGAGCAACCUAGAUCAGGAUCACCGAAAAAGAAGGAUUUUGAAAGAGUAUUUUAUAAGUCUGGUGCGUUCUUGGAUUACGUCCAAGAAUACAAGGAUAACAUAAAGGAUGUGGAAUACAGUAAGACAAAUAGCGAUGCAGAUGCGGAGGAUAGAAACGAAUUAUGUGUGGAGGAAGAACAACGGUGGACAGAUGAAAAAAAGCUUUUGAAGUCUGCAGAAGAAACUGGAACGGUUGCUAAAGAAAUUAUUUUGACACCUGAUACAUUGACGACUUUUGAUACAACAAAAAUUUGUGAUCACGAUGUAAAAAGCGAUAUAAGAGAGACACCGAUUGAACAACUUCCUGAUACAGAUUAUCUACAGCUUAUGCCGUUAAUAACUACUAGGCAGUAUGUUGAAGCUGCAGUGAUGCAAGGAAUGGUAGCAGAAGAAGGAAUUAUCAAAAAAGAAAUUGUUUAUGACCCAGCUAAGAAUCUGAAUGAACCAGUACUAAAAGAUGAAGAAGAGAGAAUAGGCAGAAUAACUGGAUCAUCUGCAGUUGAGACUUUAGAUCGGGAACGUUUGAUAAAUAUGAAUUUCCAAUCUUCAGCUGACCAGAAUUCUGUUUUUAUCUCUUCAGAUAUGCAAAUGGAUACUUCAUUUCUGGAAAAGAUAUCUGAAAAGAAUUGUGGGAAUGAAGUUUUAAUAGAAAGCGUUGACGAAAAUGUGCAAAUAGGGACAUUUUUUAAGGAAAACAUGAGGAAAGAAGUGCCAGAAAAUAAUGAAUUUCAACCGAUGGUACCAUCGACCAAAAGUGUAGAAGAAGGAGUGACACUAAAGACUGGAAUGGCAGGAAGUAAAGAGAGAAGUUUAGCUGAACUGAUGACAGAAGAAGGAACAUCUUAUGAAGUUGACUUGGACGGAAAAAGUCAUCUAAUCAUGGAUCAUAAAUCACGUGUGGACGAAAGAACGAAAUCCUCAGCAGAAGAUAAGUAUCCUUAUGAACUAACUGUUGAUAUAUCAUGGGCUUUAGAAGAAAAAGAUGACCCCGAUGCGGAAACAGAAGUAGAAAAACAAAAAUCUUCCUACAUGGAGCAAGUAAUAACAUACCCUAGCGACGAUACACUUAAUGUUAUAACGGAAGAAAGAGUAACUGGAAGUAUAGCAAAAAAAUGUAAAGAUUCAAGCAUAUCUUUUAAGCUAAAUGGCGAUAGCAAUAAAAGUUCUGCGAAGCUCGAGUCUAUGAAAUGGGAAAAACUAACGGACGGAUUUGAAAUGACUUCAGAAAAACUGAAAAUGAAGGGACUGAUGGGAGAAUCAGUGGUGAAAGCAGAAAAGGUAACAUUUGAGCACAAUAAAGGAUUUGUAAUUAAGAUACCUAGAACAGAUAAAGAGGAAAGUGAAUCAUUCUUCAUACAUCAUUUUGAACCAAAGGAAUAUCACAUGAAGUCUUCUGAAAUCAUCACUGCAGUGGAGUCAACGACCACACAAAAAUGGCUAGGAGCUGAAAAAGAAAGUCAAGAAGAUCUUAUCAUUCAGAGACGGCAAAUAUCAGAGCUAAGUAGAGAUGAGAAAUUAGAAAAUGUUGAUGCAAAAGCAUUAGCGAUGAUGAAUAAUCAAAAAGAGUAUGAGAAGAGAUUAAUAACCAUGGAAGGUGAUCACGAGUUAAAUGAAAAAGCAGAAAUAGCACAGAACCUUGAAAAAUUAAAAAUUUACGGUAGCGAUGGUAUGAUGCCUCAACAGCCUGCUGGAAAUGAUAAGAAGUCGUGCUUAUUAAAAAGAUCCUCUGAACAGUUGAUUACUAAACAUGAAUUAAUGACUUCAUUUCAAAAAGGCGAACUGGAGAGAGAUAUUUCUAAUAAAAAGAUUACUUCAAGUUCGUGUGAGCUGUCGAGAGAGGAACAGAGAAACAUAGCUUCAGAGGCAUUUCUAGAUACUAUCGAAAUUUGUUCAAUAAUUCCCCAGCAAAGGAAAAAUGUUCAGAUUUUUGCAAAAGAAUCUGAUAGAUAUCAGUUUACUGAUUUUUUCUUAAGCGAUGAAAAAGUGCAAAAAGAAGACAAGUCAUUAAGUUACUCUGAAGGACCUAAUAGGUUUUCUGUAAUAGAGAAAGUAACCUCGGUAGGAAAGGAAUCCUUUAAAGAUUUCUUUGUUUCUGCUGAAGCAUCGAGAAGUGGAGCAACAAGUAUUCUUGAAGCUUCAGGAGUUUCAUCAGUUUCCCGAUCUCUAGAAACAGUUCAGGUGGUCGAAGGUCAGAAAAGUUUUCCCAGAAGUGCUUCAUUUGAUGUUGCCGACAAUAGUAUGGAGAAAAAAAGGGAGCAAAAGAUAUCUCAUUAUGAGGAAUUAGAAGGACACAUAAACGCCUCAGUUAUUUCAAGUGCAGAAGCUAUUGUGGAACGAAAUAAUGCAAAGGUAAUUUACGAUGAAGUAACUGGCACGCUUUGGCAACAAGCAGACGGCGACGCAAGCGAGAAAACUUUUUCAAGAAGGCAACUGGAAUUAGCAGCAAAAGAAAAAAGUACUGUCCAACUGAAAAAUGAACAAAAUAUAACCCUUUCGAGUGCUUUUGAUAGAUACUCUGCUGGACAACAAAACUGUCAGAAGUUUACGUUAUCAAGAAAGAAAGAAGUGGAGAAAGGCGCAUCUUCAUCGUUUUUUGCAUCAGUGUUCUUAAAUUAUGCAGAGGACACUCAGAUGGAAUCAUUGCAAAAGGUGGAAAAAAGAACUAAAUCACUAGAAGAAACUGCAGUUGUUCCUCAAAAAAAAAUCGAAGAAGAGAUUUUCAUUAAUAAAUUAAGUCAUUCAGUAGGAGAAUAUUUAGAAACAAAAAAGGAUGUGUAUGAAAUAGGGAGCGUAAGAGAUAGUAAUAAUGGGGGAAAAAUGAAAACGAUAGCUGAAUCUACUUCAGAGUUUGCUUUUGAGGAAUCAUUGACGCUGACAAAAGCGCCAUUAGCAAGGCAAAAUAUUGGUAAAGGAUCAUUUGAAACGGAUAAGGAAACAAAAAUUACUCAUGUCAUUGAUUUAGAAGUGAAUGCGGGUUAUUUAGUUGGCGAAAGCAAGGGGAAACUAGGUGAAACAGUCAGCAGGAGCAAUGUAAGUGAGCAGAGUAAUUGCAGCGUAAAUUCCUCGAUUGGAAAACAUUGCAGUAAUAAAUCACCGCCCAGCGAGGAAAGAACUGCUGCUGAAAAGAGUGUACCCCAAGCUGAACAUGAACAUGAAGCGGACUAUGAAUGUGAUUUAAAGAAGAAGUUAGAAACGUUUGCAGAAGAAACGAGGAAGUUAAAAAGACACGUAGAAGGAUGCAAUAGUUUACUUAAGGAAUAUGAAAGAAAUGAGGAAGAGCUUAAUAUACAGACAACAGUAAUGGUUGAUGACGUGAAAGCAAUAGAAAGCUUAUCGCGUAGUGAAUCCACCUAUAAGACGGCAACGGCUACAUCAAGAGAUGGUUAUGAUACAUGCCUUACAUCCCAAGAGGACACUUUCGAAACAGCUCCUGGCUAUCAUUCUCAGGAAUCUGAGUACACUACAGCAACUAGCGAAGCUAGCAGUAGAUUGUCAGUAAUGAGUGAUGAGUGUAGAGAAAGUGCUACACCGAUUGCAAUUCUCUCACCAGUACAGUCUGAUCGUCUUUUUACUGCAUCUCAAGAUGAAGAACAAGAACCAAGUAGGCAAGAAAGUAGAGUUAUUGAUUCAGGACGUUCUAGUCGAGAUGUGCCUGAUAUAGAACUUGUAUCUAUUGAAGAUGAGGAUGAUAUGGGAGAAGGCUUACUGCUAACAACUAGUGGUAUUCUACUCGCUCCAGAUAUGGAUCCUGGACGACCUGUUUCCCCAGUUCCUCCGGGUUUCAGUGAUGAGGAUGAAAGUAUUGCUGUUGCUAUUGCAUCUAAUUACUCCAGGAAAGUUGUCGAUCAAGCUGGCUUAGCGGAAAUUAAAGUUCUUGACUCUAUUAUAGAAGCUCCAGGAGACGAUGCUCUUGCUGAUCAGGUAUUUUCGUCAUGGAAACAAGAAGUACCUAAUUUUACAACCUUUCAGGAAUCAGUGCAUGAAAAAGCAAUGGAUUUUGAAAAAGAAUGUUUCCCACAAUAUUCAUAUCUAUCUACUGAAAAUAAAACGAGUAUUGUUCAUAGGAUCGAAGAAGAUGAAAUUGCAGAUGUUGCAUUGUCCUCCGAAGCAAUUUUAUAUACCGAAUCUGAUUCAUUAGAUUCUCUUGAUAAAAUAUCAGUUAAAAGUGGAAGCAGUGGUAAGAAAUAUAGCACAUCACGUCGAAGCAGCACCAUCUCUCGAAAAGGUUCACAUGAUGAACCACAAACAUUUCUUGAACGACUUACACCAGAGUUGAAAAUGUCAUGGAUAGAAAAGAAUCAGGAAGUGGGAUCAGCUAAGCAAACUACAUUGUCAUUAUCUGAUGAGUAUCAAAUGUAUAUGGAAAACGGACAAGUAAAUCCAGUAGAAGUGGAGUUAGAGACACUGCAUGAAGAGCCGGAAGAAGCGGAUUCGUUAAAUGGAAGAAGUGCGUCUUUAAAUGGUCAGGGAACAGAUAUCAGUGUAACAGUUGGGAAAUACAAAACGGUUUCAAGCGACAAUGUCUCCGAAACGAGUUUGCAGGAAUUUGAACGAAUCGAGCGAGAUGUAUUAAACAAAGGUGAAUCAAGUCUUAGUGGAAGUGAAGCUGAGCUGUACGUAGCCGGGAAAUUGAAAACAGCUGAUGGUUCAACAAGUUCCUUAGCCGAAUUUGAACGACUGGAACAAGAGGUCAUAGUCGAAGGUUCCCAACAAGAUGAAGCAAUGAUACUAUCCGAUAUACGUGAAGAGUCGGAGGUCGAAGAGAUGAGUAUAAGAGACGAUGACGAAGAAGAACAGGAUUCCAUUUCGGAUAUAAAAGCAAUACCAGUUGAAGAAGAUAUCCAAGUGGCAACACCAUUAGCUUCACCAACCGAUAGCAUUGAAAGGGAUUUCGAAAAUUUUGUUCCAGAAGCGAUGGGAACAAGCAUUGAUUCUUUAGAAAUUAAUGCCCCACCACAGAGCGAUUUAAUAGGUGAACGUUAUUUAACUGAAUAUGAAGUCAUUGAAAAAGUACAUGAAGGGAUGCAUGAUUCUCUUGAAAUAAUUCCGCAGGACAAGGAUUUUAUGCAGAAAGAGGUUGCCAUGCGGGAAGUAAGUAAGGAUAGGCAAACACUAUUGAGUGAUGAUACGGUGAGUAUAUAUCAAGACCAGGAAGAAAAAGAUUCGUUAGCUGGUGAUUUGGACACUGUGCUUCAUGAUUAUCCGACCACGCUAACAACGUUUGAAACGAUGCAAAUCAACGAAGAUGGUUCAACAGAAAUAAUCUCAAGAAAGGUUCUGACUCGUGUCACUGAUCCAGUUAUUAGUCAUGUACAAUUUACUGGAACGGAAAAUGAGCAUCGCUUACGUGAUUUGGAACGAGAAGAACAAUUUGAAACUGUGGAUGUGGAAGGUAACAUUACGCGAACAACACUUCAUCGCAGUGCUCCUUCAUCCUCUGCAGGUACUUCGCUUUCAACUCAUCGUGGUUGA
Molecule: messenger RNA, 7710 nt
Organism: Brugia pahangi
Lineage: Eukaryota; Metazoa; Nematoda; Chromadorea; Rhabditida; Onchocercidae
Source: the annotation of a GenBank genome assembly